This is a messenger RNA of Drosophila novamexicana, 5306 nucleotides long. It is a transcript of the gene Ehbp1, whose product is annotated as EH domain-binding protein 1. The transcript has 14 exons. Gene Ontology annotation, molecular function: protein binding. The coding region runs from base 398 to 3928 and encodes 1176 amino acids. Lineage: Eukaryota; Metazoa; Arthropoda; Insecta; Diptera; Drosophilidae. The record is from RefSeq and is a predicted model, not a curated record.
GUUUGGGUCUCAAGAAUUGCAAGUUAUUAUAAAUAAAGUUAAAAAUGUUUAAUACAAAAUAACCAGUGUCGUGUUUAAAAUAAGUGCGUCAAGGUGUUACUUGAAAGCGAUGAACAGAAAUGAACGCAUAAAAUAAUUUGGCUCCAAACGAGCGUGAUGUCAUUGUGGUGCUAUAUAUUGAAGCAUUCAUAUACAUAUGUAUGUAUGAACUCUGACUUAUAUUAAGAGUCAGGGAAAUAGUCAGUAAUAGUCCAAAACUACAUCUAUCAACCGCAAGACAAAUAUUACCGUUAGGUGUGUACUUAAAGUGAUCAUAACAUACGAAAAAAACGACCAACUAUCGAAUGUGGAUUGAGUGUGUGCCUUAGUUUAGAAACUAAACAGAUUUUUGGUCGCAAUGGGCAGCGUCUGGAAACGUUUGCAGCGAGUUAACAAGCGUGCGGCGAAAUUUCAGUUCACUGCCUCCUAUCAUGAUCUGCGGUUGGAGACCACCGCUAAGUGGCGCCCUUCAAAUCUUUCGGUGGUCUGGACGAGACGUUCGAGGCGCGUUGCUAGUUCACCGCUGCCAUGGGAGCCAGAUAUGAUGAACCCACUGGUGGGAAACAUAUCGUGGCCAGUGCCAGACAAUCACGCUAUUUCGGUAACAUUAUUUAAGGAUCCACGCACUCAUGAACUUGAAGACAAAGACUGGACAUUUGUAGUCGAAGAUAUUUCACUACUGGGUAAAAAGCGAGUAUUGGCAAACGCAAGCAUCAAUAUGCGUAAAUAUGCUAGUGUUGAGUCAACACAGCAGAGUUUUACGUUGAACCUUAAGCCAGUUUCUCGGAAAAUAACAGCCGCUGAUUUGGAAUUGACAAUUAGUUGUGUUUUUUUGCGCGAGGGAAAAGCAACUGAUGAAGAUAUGCAAAGCGUUGUCUCAUUUAUGUCCGUCAAUAACAACUGUGAUGUAGCGCCUCUUGACGACUUAGAGGAUAUACCAGACUUGGAAAACUCCGGGGACAUCUCGGACAAUUUAUAUGAUUUCACGCAACAGUUGGAGCAAAUGACUACAAGUUUAAAUGGUUGUACCGAUGUACCAACGCCUUUGAGCGUUCCCUCAUUGUCAGAAGAUCCAACUCCAUUGGCCGAGUCAUUCAACCCUUUACAUUUUGAACAAGAAACGGAUCAUAAAAACGUACAGCCUUGGUCGAUCGUUAAAGCGGAUGAACCAUUAAAUACUCCUAGUGCACAUAAUUCACAACUGGUAACUCGCAGGACGCCUAUUAAAGACACUGAUCUGAUUAAGGAAAAUAAUCAAAUUGCUAUUGAAUCGUUGAAAUCCAAUCAAAACGAAAGGUUCCAGGAGAUUCUCACAUCUACGCCUAUAGAAGCACAAAAGGCUACAGUAAAAGUGAAAAGUAGCUCAAGCAAAGCUCUCAACUUUGACAACCAUGAUUGCAGCGCUGUCGACAUAGUAAAAUCACAGAAUAUAAAUUCAUAUGACGAUGAAGUCUUAAGAGUAACCGUUUCUACCACUACUGAGGAAACUGGAGCCACACAAUCUACCGAGGAACAAACGAAGCCGAUAGAGGACCUAGCUAUUGUACCUAUUGCCAAGCGCCCUGAACUUCAGCCCCUGAAUUUAAAGAAAAAUUAUGAGUCUACACCUACCAUAAAUAAAUUUUCAACUGUAAAUAAUGCUUCUCUAAAGCCUGUGGAGAAGAUCGUGCUGAAGGAUAACACCCCUGGACAAGAUUUGUUAGAGUGGUGCAAAGAGGUAACCAAAGAUUAUCCAAAUGUAAAAGUGACAAAUUUGACUACCAGCUGGCGCAAUGGCAUGGCGUUUUGCGCAAUAAUACACCAUUUUAUGCCACGUUUGAUAGACAUGUCGAAGUUAAGUGCACAUGACGUUGUUGGUAACUGUCGUAUAGCUUUUGAUGCGGCAGAAACAUUGGGCAUACCUCGUGUGAUUGAACCACGAGACAUGAAUUUGCUCACAGUACCAGACAAAUUAGCAGUCAUGACGUACCUGCACCAAUUACGGGCACACUUCACAGGAAAGCAGUUGCAAAUUGAGCAAAUUGGCCCGACAUCGGACGAGUCCAGCUACGUUAUCGGCAACUACAAGUCUGACAAUCUGUCGCAAAAUCUAAUAAACUUCUCGCACCUGAAGACACAGCUAUUACAUCAGAAUUCGUUCGAUGAAGAAAACAUCUGUCAGCAACAACAGCUGUCGCCCACGAGUAAAAAAGACGUCAAAAAUCUUAUAUUGACAAGUUCAAAGAAUAUUUUGGGUAAAGUUCUUUCCCCAACUAAAGACAAAAAUGUAGUCAAUGCAAUACAGAUUGCAAAUCAGACAACUAAAUCCUCACUUGGUCGACAUACUCCUCCUCCUCCUAUCGAUGGCAACAGCGAUACAUGUGAGGAAAUGCAAAAGCUUAACAAGGAAUCAACGUCGCCUAUGUCGUUAGAUGCUAAUGCGACAAAUGAGGAUCGACAGCAGCGAUUAAGGGAGCAGGCACGACGACUUAUAUUAGAAACACGAAAUAAGAUAGCAGGACCUGUAAAUAGCGGUGUGGACAGUCCAACAACCCCAACUAAGCUCAAGCGAUUCAACUAUACUCCUGAACGUACUAUUUCACCCAUACACAAUGGCAGUAGCAACGGAGAGUCUUACAUUGACGUUCCCUCAAAUAAAAUAGCUCUUAUACGGGAGAAACCUGAUCACUACGUUAACCACACGAGUCCUAGUCAUAAAUUAAGCGACGGUAACAUCACUCCUUUGCAAUCCUUUAACGCAGUCGUGGAAAGGAUCUCACCAAAGCAUGAAAAAAAAAAUGAUAGGCUUACAUACAUUGAGUCUGAGCUGGAAGCAUUGGAACGCGAACAAGAGGCAAUCGACCAAAAGGCUAGCAGUCUGGAGGCCAAACUACGUGCAGUUAUGGGCGGUAAUCCAAGUAAUAAUAAAACUGGUACAAAUCCCUUCCUUAGGUUAAUACGCAAUAGCAUUGGUGGCGGUGAUGUCAUACGUAUAAAGCUGCUUGACUGGGAUGAUGAAAGUUUAUUUGGUAGUGGUGCAAGCGGUGCUGGCAGUGGCACUGAUGACGACGACCAAGACGACGAUGAGACAUACAGUGACACUUCCACCACCUCUGGGAAGAAGGAGAAGCAACAUGGUGAAGUUCAGGCUUUCGAAAUGAAACCGCGACCAGAACAUCAAACACGAUCACGGCCGCGCGCUCAGUCUUGUUUUGUGACUACGAAUCUUAACUAUUCACUGAUUCGGCCUACAUAUCAACACCAAUUACCUGAAAAUUAUUGUCAUCGUCAUCAGCAUGGCUCAAACCAAGUUUCUCACCACGUUCGUCACGUGGGACCGUAUAGUCAUUCACCAUGUAACUCUGCUUCAGUUGCGUCCUCCCGACAUUCCUUCUGUGAUAAGUUACAAGCCCUAAGUGCAGAAGAUGUUAAUGCUAAGGUUGUAGCGCCUACUGAUCAAAUAGCCUUCUGUCGGAAACGACGUGAUGAACACAAGAGAGCCCACCAGAAACACCGACGCCCUCGUCCCCGCAGUUUUUGUGAAACUGAAGAAACCGAAGAACAAUUGCUUUCACAGUGGUUUACACUUGUAAACAAGAAAAAUGCACUCCUUAGGCGUCAGAUGCAGCUAAACAUUCUUGAACAAGAAAAGGAUCUCGAGCGCAAAUUCACAAUGCUUAAUCAGGAGCUACGCGCUGCUCAAUCUGUUGAGGAUUGGCGGAAAACGGAGGUGCAACGUGAAAAGGAGCGCCUGUUGUUGGAAGAGCUUGUGACUAUUGUUGAUAAGAGAGAUCAGCUGGUGCAACAUUUACACAAUCAAGAAAUAGCUAUUGAGGACGACCAUGAAAUAGCGCGCGAGCUUGAACAAGUAGACAUUAGCGGUAACAAAGAAAAGUGUAUUCUACAAUAAUAAAAAAACACCUGACGUAAUUCAACUUGACUGGAGAUUAAACCUACACUAAUAUCUAUAAUAUUGUGGAUAUACACAAUCAUAACUUUACUAUGUUGCAGACUGGAAACAUAUGGGUUAAAAAUGUAAAAAAAAAAAUUGACAUCAAAACGUCCGAUAGCGAAUUAAGCAGCUUUAAAAUUUGAAUAAAUUCUAAAUCAUUUUACUUAAAAGAAUGUUGUCAUGUACAUUUUAAAAUUACAUUUCAUUUACCUAACUAUAUAUGAUAAUUGUUUUAGUGCCAUUAUUUGUUCCGUUUGGUAAAGAUUUUCAAUUUCAAAAAACCCAACUGUGAGUUUAACUCGUUGCACAUUAAUUUUAUUUUAGCUUAAAUACUACGUAUUAAAAAAAAGCUUCACCCCUAAGAAUAUGUAUAAACUAUUUGUUAAGAAACUGGUUUUAUUUAGUUUUUACCUUUAUCUUAUUUAACUAUUUACUGGUGGUUUAUUUAUAUAUGUUACAAUAGUUGUAAUUGGCGUAAUGUAAUGCCUUUACUUCAACCAAAUGGUCCUUUAAAGAAUACAGUUUUUAUGUUUUCAAAUAAAUAUACUUUAUUCAAAACCUCACUCGAAAUAAAAAAAAUAUGUAUAUACUACUAGCUGGUAUUUCCGGUCCUUGCCCGAUCCAUGUUUUUAACAUCCAAUUUUAGACCUAGAACUUUUUGAAACCAAAACAAAGACAUUUAAAAUGCUGUUUAUAGAAUUCAAUAAAGACUCGUAUGAAUAUGUAUGGUGUACAUGUAUACAGAAAUUCUUGCAAUUCGCGAGCUGCCGCGAACAAGUGUUUAUUUACGUGCUCUUUAAUAAUUUCUGUAUCAAUUUGGACAACAUUUCAGCAGCAGAUCUUAUUUGCUUAAUAUUAUUCGUAUAAGACGAUUGCUUUAAAAUUGUGGCUUAAAUUAAUAGAUAGUUCCAAUUAAUUUAUUAAUUUGAUUUACAGCCACAGGUUGUGGAGGCGGCUAUCCAAAACAAAAACUAGUACUGGAAUUUCAACUAGGCUAUUUGAUCGAAUUUUUCGGGCACGCAUUGCAGUUAAAUGUUCGACAAGCUUCAUCCCAAAGUAUUUUAAAAGGGUUGAGAUCUUGUAUUUCCACAUUGUGUGUGUGACCAAUCGCGAUGAACAUUGUGGAUCCUGCUAAAAUGUCCACAAAAUAAGCAUAUGGAAACUUUUACGAUUCCAAAAAAUCCUUGACAAUCUAGGCUAUUAUGUCUUCAAGAAAAACAACCGCCAUACAUAUCAUAUCUUGCCACAUUCGUAUACCUGAUAAGAUACUCAGCCUUUCGGACUACAAACGCUUCUUGCCGCAUCAUUAUCGGAAAUAUGUAUCUUGGUUUCAUCA